AUGUCUCAGCAACCACCAACAAUCUCUCACCUAAUCUCGUCUUAUCCCAUUCUUUCCACCCUCGCCGAAUACGUCUCAACACUUGACCUCUUUCACUUGGCCCUUACAGAUCACGCCAACUACCUGUCCAUUCUAGGGUCUUCACUCAUAUUUGAGAAGUUGAAGCGAUCAUGUCUCUGCGACGGUCGAGGUCUGGCCAUGCGCCAAAACUUUAACGGCCCGCACCGAAUCCGCUACUGGAAGCUGAAACUCAAGCAGAAGCCGAAGAUUGACUUUGAUGAGCCCAUCGAAGUGCGUUUGUACAACCUCAAAUGCGACGAAACUGGUGCUCUUCCGUGCAUCAGAUGCGGCAUCAACAUUUGUGAAGAGUGCAGAGACUACCCCCGCUGGCCAAACCGUUCCAUAUACUCUUUCGGCCGCCCCCACCUGAAUGAGCCGUGCCAGUCUUACAACGUCAUGUGCCUCUGUCCACCGUGCGACUCAAAAGUCGACAAGGAAAUCGAGGGGAAGUACCUCAAUGACAGAUGCGACUGCAACGUCUACAGUCGCUGGAUCUGUCUGAAGUGCUCUAGGGAAUACGACCGUGAAGCUGGGAGAUACUACAACGAACACACUGAGUUCGAGGGAGGUUGGGCCGAGGAUGACUCCGACGAACCCAUCACGAAGCUAUUACAUGACCACCAACAUGACCGCGCAUUCUGGUGCAAAUGCGGUGCUACGGUUCCUGACGAGAUCGACCCUAGAUGCAUGUGGUGUAAACGCCGUCAUCGUCCUGAGAUAGAGUGGUGGCAUGAGGCCACAGAGCUCAAGAGACAGGGCACGUCCGGCAAUCCUUUCUACGACCUUGGCUACCCUAACUGGGUGGCUGAUGAGGACGGGAAGUAUCCCACUCCGUAUCCAAAGUUGGGAUACGACCGCCCAGGUGAAGAGACAGCCCCGUCUUAA
This is a messenger RNA of Colletotrichum truncatum, 945 nucleotides long. RefSeq lists its product as uncharacterized. The record is from RefSeq and is a predicted model, not a curated record. NCBI's taxonomy places the organism in Eukaryota, Fungi, Ascomycota, Sordariomycetes, Glomerellales, Glomerellaceae.